AUGAUGCAACACGGUUCUUGUGAGUGUAGCAAAUCUGAACUUGAUGUUACAUCAGUACCUCCAACCAUGACAGCUAUGCAAGAUGGACAAUGGACAGAACAUUACCCAAUCUCUGCACUGAAUAAUUCAGCUCCUAUUGAAUUCAUUAUUCCUCCACAGACGGAAAAAUGGACAGAUUUAAAUCAAUCGUAUUUAUACCUCAAAUUAAAAGUGAAAAAAGCUGAUGGGAACAAUCUGGCAGGUGACACAGAAACGUCGGUGGUCAAUAACUUUUUUCACAGUCUGUUUAGUAGCAUUGAUCUGUACCUGAACAAUAAACUGAUUUCCAGCAAUGCAGACAACUACCCUUACAAAGCAUACAUUGAAAACCUCCUGUCUUACAACAAGGAAUGUAAAGACACACAAAUGCACGCUCUUGAACUCUGGACGAAAGACAGUUACCUUCAUAUGCAGGAUAACACAAUAGGUGGAUCUAAUGAGGGUUGGAAAACUAGAAAAACCCGUAUUAGUACAAGCAAAACAUGUGAACUCAUUGGACGAUUACAUCUGGACUUGUUCCUACAGGAGAAAUAUCUUCCCAAUGGAAUUGAAAUACGUCUCAAACUAAACAGGAGCCCUAACACCUUUUGUCUCAUAGGUACCGCCGACGGAAAAGUUGAUAUUCAACAAGCGGGAUUCAACGUGAGGACAGUGGAUUUACUUCCUGUAGUGGCAAAUGACUUAAAUAAAAACAUUGCACAGCAUAACAUGAAGAUCCCAAUACGUCGCGCAGUAGUGAAAACAUUCACAAUUCCUGACGGACUGAGAUCCAAAAUUGAUGACCACUUGUUUCUAGGUCAACUGCCAAAACGAAUCAUUAUAGGCAUGGUAAAAAAUUCAGAUAUGAAUGGUGAUGAGAGAACCAACCCAUUUGACUUCCGACAUUUCAACCUGUCUAAAUUAGAAGUCAGCAUCGACGGGAAAACCAUUCACAACAAACCAUACACACCAGAUUUUGAUAAUGGAGAAUAUCUACGAUCCUACAUGUCUCUCUACCAAGCUACAGGAGCGUUGGGAGUGAAUCGUUCCAUUGACCUUUCCAUGGGAGAAUACAAACAAGGAUACACACUUUGGGGAUUUGACCUAACGGCAGACCAAGGUAGUGAAGAAGGACAGCUUCACCCUAUAAAAACAGGAAACAUGAGGAUAGACAUUCAGUUUGGAGAAGCACUUCCUGCAGUCAUCAACGUUAUAGUAUAUGCAGAAUUUGACAAUCAAAUUGAAAUCAACCAGCUCAGAGAAAUUAUUACAGAUUAUUAA
Molecule: messenger RNA, 1299 nt
Organism: Mercenaria mercenaria
Lineage: Eukaryota; Metazoa; Mollusca; Bivalvia; Venerida; Veneridae
Exons: 1
Coding region: 1-1299 (432 amino acids)
Biological process (GO): deoxyribonucleotide biosynthetic process
Cellular component (GO): cytosol
Molecular function (GO): ribonucleoside-diphosphate reductase activity, thioredoxin disulfide as acceptor
Source: RefSeq, a predicted model, not a curated record